CUGGGAGCCUCAUCAAGCACGUCCUUUACAUCAAACACUGAAAAAGCCCACGAUUUGUCAUCAUCGUUCUCAAACUUCAGAGUCUCUCUCAAAAGUCUUAACAAUGGCAUCAACUUUUCUCUCACCAUACUACUUUCUCUUCUGUCUCUACCUCCUCUUUUCUACUGCAUCACCAUCAAAGACAUCAUCUUUAACCGCCAACUUAUCGCCAACGGCACAAGCAGAGAUGCUCAUUAAAGGGCUCAACUUGCACCCCAAAGAAGCUGUCAAUAUUAGAACUAGAGACAAAGAUUCUUCUUCUUUGGCUUCUGAUGGGAAGAUCGUUGAGAUGCGCUUUGAGCUCCCAGUUCUUGGCGAUUCGGGGUCAUCCGUUCAGGACCUCGGUCACCAUGCCGGGUAUUACCCACUUCCGCACUCCUAUGCAGCAAGGAUGUUCUACUUCUUCUUUGAAUCACGGAACAGCGCAAAUGACCCGGUGGUCAUUUGGUUAACCGGAGGGCCUGGAUGUAGCAGUUCAUUGGCACUGUUCUAUGAGAAUGGCCCUUUCCAUAUUGCCAACAACUUGUCUCUUGUGUGGAAUGAUUAUGGUUGGGACCAGGCAUCGAAUCUCAUCUUCGUUGAUCAGCCUACUGGAACUGGUUUCAGUUACUCCACUGACGAGCGUGACAUUCGACAUGAUGAGCAAGGUGUCAGCAAUGACUUAUACGACUUCUUGCAGGCGUUCUUUGCAGCGCAUCCUCAACUUGUCAAGAACGAUUUUUACAUAACCGGAGAAUCAUACGCUGGGCACUACAUUCCUGCUUUUGCUGCUCGUGUUCAGCAAGGGAACAAGGCAAAGGAAGGAAUUCACAUAAACUUUAAGGGGUUUGCAAUUGGCAAUGGCCUAACCAAUCCUGAGAUCCAGUAUGAAGCAUACACAGAUUAUGCUCUAAACAUGAAGUUAAUCACAGAGUCCGAUCAUGACAACAUAAACACAAUGCUCCCAGAAUGCAAACAGGGGAUUAAACAGUGUGAUACCAAGGGCGGAGAUGCCUGUGAGUUAGCAUCGACCGAUUGCAACAGUAUUUUCAAUAAGAUCCUGAACAUUGCAGGGAACAUAAAUUACUACGACAUACGAAAGAGCUGUGAGGGGCCCCUGUGCUACGACUUCUCGAACGUGGAGACACUCCUGAACCAAAAGAAGGUGAGAGAUGCUUUAGGGGUCGGGGAUAUAGAGUUUGUGUCGUGCAGCAGCACUGUGUCCAAUGCGAUGAGCCAGGAUCGGAUGAAGAAUCUCGCAGAGGGUAUCCCCGCACUUCUUGAGGACGGGCUGAAGGUGCUCAUUUAUGCCGGUGAAUAUGAUCUCAUCUGCAAUUGGCUUGGAAACUCCAGGUGGGUUAAUGCCAUGCGGUGGUCUGGUCAAAAGCAGUUUGGGACAUCCCCAACUGUUCCAUUUGUCGUUGCUGGUGCCGAGGCAGGACUGAUGAAAAGCCAUGGACCACUUACUUUCUUGAAGGUUCAUAACGCUGGGCACAUGGUUCCAAUGGAUCAGCCGAAAGCUGCUCUACAAAUGCUAAAGAGCUGGAUGGCGGGCAAAGUCACCCUGGCUGGUGCAGAUAGCGGGACUAAUAAUUAAUGAGAAGAGAGUGCCCCCAGUAUCCCAACAUCUGAAUCUUGUUCAUAUCCAGAAUACAAGAUACAAGAUGAGUCCAAGUAAAAUGGAGACGAAAGGUGAAGAAUAAAAGAGUUUCAUUCGUUCAAGUUCAUCCAAC
This is a messenger RNA of Eucalyptus grandis, 1751 nucleotides long. RefSeq names its product serine carboxypeptidase-like. Gene Ontology annotation, molecular function: serine-type carboxypeptidase activity. The record is from RefSeq and is a predicted model, not a curated record. Gene Ontology annotation, biological process: proteolysis. Bases 104 to 1615 code for a protein of 503 amino acids. The transcript has 9 exons. Gene Ontology annotation, cellular component: vacuole. NCBI's taxonomy places the organism in Eukaryota, Viridiplantae, Streptophyta, Magnoliopsida, Myrtales, Myrtaceae.